Messenger RNA from Diprion similis, 2163 nucleotides. RefSeq names its product la-related protein 7 (gene Larp7). Gene Ontology annotation, molecular function: mRNA binding. The transcript is spliced from 6 exons. NCBI's taxonomy places the organism in Eukaryota, Metazoa, Arthropoda, Insecta, Hymenoptera, Diprionidae. Gene Ontology annotation, biological process: RNA processing. The record is from RefSeq and is a predicted model, not a curated record. Gene Ontology annotation, cellular component: nucleus. The coding region runs from base 205 to 2106 and encodes 633 amino acids.
UUAAGGUUUUCCUGGGUCUGAAAAGUCGAGAUAAAACUCGUGGUAUCUACAAGAAUUGCCACGAGCCGUUUGAACAGCGAAGAAAAAAGCUGAUAACAACAGAUAAUAUUUACAUUUGUCUACCAAAACUACUACAUUCUCUCAAUUUAUAUACCGGCUGAUAAGUAAGGUUAGGAAAUUCGGAUACAGUCAACUUUUGUGAAGAUGGUGAUGGAGGAAGAGCAGUCCCACAUGGAGUUGGCAUCUGAAUCUGUUCCAGUGCCGCAAGUUAUAAUAUCGAACGAACACGGAGACAAUGAAAUUGCAACACCAAAAAAGAAACCUCGAUUGAGGAAGAAGGCGUUGCACGCUGCCAUACGAAAGCAAAUGGAAUUUUACUUUGGAGAUGCAAAUUUAAGCAAGGAUCGAUAUCUGGGGAAUCUCAUAAAGCAGGAUCCUUAUGUUGAUCUACAAAUUUUUUUACGUUUCAAUAAAAUCCGUGCCUUGACUACAGACAUAAAUCAAAUAGUGAAAGCGUUACAAAAAUCUGAAAUGCUGUCUGUGUCUGAAGAUGGCUCGAAGGUUUGCAGAAUUACACCUAUCAGUCGUAAAGAUAACGUAGAUGAAUGUUCAAUCUAUGUUCAGAGAUUACCUUUGAAUGCUGAUCAUGAGUGGUUGAGCAAUGUAUUCAGUCAAUACGGCAAAGUUGCUUACGUAUCCAUUCCACGGUAUAAGAGUAACAAAAGAAUCAAGGGCUUUGCUUUUAUUGAAUUUGAUGAGCCAAGCAGCGCUGUGAAAUGCAUUGAAGCGUUUCGUGAAAAAAGUUGCGUAUUGCCAUCCCAAACCUCUCCGGAUACGUUGAUGAGUGUUACAACAUUUCAUGAAGAAGAAAUGAUAGAAAAAGAGAAUGAGAAGCAGUUUGUUGAAGGAAACUUGAAUCCAAAAGAAAAGCAUGAAGACCAGAAUGAGGAGACUGUUGAAAUUAUGAAAGUAGAAUAUGAAGGCGAAGAAGCUAAGCAAGGAAAGAAGCGAGUGCACAAAGAUUCAGAGGUAUCUGAUUCUAAUAGGGAAGAUAAAGAUGAUGACUCUGAGACAAGAGCCGAUAAAAAGCAUAAGAAAUCAAAGCAAAAAAAUAUCGAAGUUGAGAUGAACGAAAGUCAGGCUAUAGGUGUUCUUAAAUCUAGUGAAAAGGACGUCACUGACAGAAAAGAUCACACAGAAGGUGAAAAAAAACCAAAGAAACGGAAGGCUUCUGAAAUUUCCAAGGAAGAUACAGGUGAAUUUUCAAGCAAAGUUAUUGACAAGCAAAUUGAACAGAAUUUUGAGAAGGAUAGAAAAUCGAAAAAACGGAAGCAAAGAAACAUGUCAACAACGAAACAUAACGAAGAUUCUAACUCUGUUGAAGAGGGAAUGGAAAAAGUGGUUGAAAAUGAGGAGCAAGAUGAAUUUUCCAAUGAGGACGAAGUUUUCGAUGACGGUGAUCAGAAGAAGAAAAGAAGACGCAAACGACAUAACAGAGCUGAAAAAGUAGAUACCGCAGAUAUAGGCAUGCAGAUAAUGGCCAAGAAAGAUUGGAAAGUACUAAGAAAUAAAUACUUAGAACUGCAAAGAAAAAAGAUGAAAUCAUUGAAAACACAUUUGAAGCGAGCACGAUGGAAUCAGUGGAGUAAUUACGAGAAAUUUAGAGAGGGUGACAAGUUGAAAGCUACAAAAGAAGAGAGUGCAGACCACCAGAAGGCUGAUAAAUCAACUCAAAGAUUUGUUUUCACCCCUGGUGUCAUAGUGAAAGUUGAGAUGGACGAACCCUGCACGGAUCCGAAAAAUUUUAAGAUGGAAUUGAAACGAAACCCGAACAUAAAGUACAUCGAUGUAGCCGAGGGUGCCUCCGAAGCAUUUCUUAGAUUGGAUACUAACGAAGCUGCAAAUGCGCUGGUAUUGCAGUCAAACGAGGAGAGAUCUAUGAGUAUUUUGCAAGAUAAAGAAGAAACUGAUUAUUGGGUUAAGAUGUCGAAAGAUCGGGAUGAGAAGUUAGGUAAAAAAAUAAGAGUGAAGCAAAGAGGACGGGAUAAAUUACUAAAGAAGGCUGAGAAAGAGUUGGGGAAACACAUCAAAUUCGAUGAGGUAUAAAAUCAUUUUAAUUCGUCAGUUCGAAAUCUCACUUUGAGGGCCAAUAAAAGUUAUGAA